CACGAGCUCCUCUACUCUUUUUUUCUUUAACCUUUGGAAGAUAUUCAGUUCAAACCCGAAAGCGGCCCAACCCACCGGAACAUUUCGUCAAAAGCCUCCAAAUUCAAGCGAAAGUUGGUCAUCAGCUCAUCACCAACACCGGCACGGCAGCACCGCACCCGCACUGCUGUGACUGUGAGACCCGCCUAUCCCGUAAACCAUGUUGGAAGACCGUCCAUUUCCCACUCCACUGACAAAGUUACUAGCCGUUAGACAGUUUAUUUCAAUUUCACCCCAUCGCUCUCCUCUCCUACCUCCCUUCAAAUUCGAAUCCCGCAGUCCACCAGAUCCCAACAAAUAAACUCGUCAUCAACGACACCUCCUUCCUUCCUUCCUUACCAAUCACUCAAAUCAUUCCCAAUUGAGAUUCAUUCGAAGGCUAAGGCUGAUGGGGAUGGAGGCGAAAUGCGGCGGCCUGGCCGUAGCUGCCAGCGCCGCGGUCAGGCGGCCGCUACAACCGCGGGACACCAACGUGGCGGCGUCCACGGUAGUAGUCGGGAAGAAGACCGCUGCGCCAACGCCCAGAGCUCAUCCAAAGGCGGGGGCGGGGACGAGGCCGGGGCCGCCGGCGGCGGCGGCGGCGGCUUUGCCUUCACUGCCGCUGUUCCCGGCCCAGUGCGGCGUGUCUGUUGCGGCUGCGGGGGUGGCAGAAGUGUCGCUGGCGGAGGAGCUCGAGAAGGCUCGGGAGCGGCGCGCGCGGCUCCGCGCGGCGCGGGAGCAGACGGAGCGGGAGAUGGAGAGCCGCGCCGAGGUGAUGGAGCGAGCGGCGGUGGAGUGGGAGCGCCGCGCGGAGGAUCAGCGGAGGCUCGUCUCGGAGCUCAUGCGCCUCAUCGGGAUGCCUGAGACGACGUCAUGGUGGCUGGCAGGUGUACACGCCGGUGGAAUCACUGAGAUCCAAGGAAGAGAGGAAGCGAAGGGGAGCCACUAUUGCUCAUUCCGGUUCGACGGGUUCCAUCUCGACAGCAUCAGAAUUGCAGGCUGAUGAUGCAGCAGGAGCCUGUAGUGAUGAGGAAUCUGAGGUAACCGGAGGGGAUAACAGAGACGGCAAAAACAACUGAGAUCACCUCUGAUUUUGUGCCAUUGGUUCCGUUUGCUUGUGGCUCUGUUUUCCCCCCUAGUGUAAAUCGUCAGUUUUGAAUGAAAUCAAAUGGCCUGUUUGAGUGUUUAGUUCGGAAUAUUUGAGAUGUACAAAGGUUCUACUGUCAACAACUAGAAAACAGGAGCGUGGCGUUGCUGCGCCUCCACUAGAUUGGGCCAGUGUACACCAGCACAAUCCCAUCAGGAGAUCUAACGAGAUGCUCAAAUUUGACCACGAAGAGAUGCACCAGCUAAAUAGUUGAGAUGCUUGCACAGCGAUAAUCUAUGUAUAUUAUUUACCAUCCAGCAAAAGGUCCUACCAGCAGAUCUUCGAUCAUAUCCAUAUCUUUUAAAGUACUUUUCAGAAUAACUUGUGAUGAGAAACAUCAAAACAAGGUCCUACCAGGAGAUGUGUAAACGUCAUUUAAAAUUCA
Molecule: messenger RNA, 1550 nt
Organism: Sorghum bicolor (sorghum)
Lineage: Eukaryota; Viridiplantae; Streptophyta; Magnoliopsida; Poales; Poaceae
Product: translation initiation factor IF-2
Exons: 3
Coding region: 428-1021 (197 amino acids)
Source: RefSeq, a predicted model, not a curated record